AUGACCAUUGGAGGACCAACAAUCGAGCUUUCUAAUGGCGAAAGGAUGCCAAGGGUUGGACUAGGAACAUGGCAGACAUCUCCAGCUGAGAUUAAAGUUGCUUUGAAUGCAGCUAUUGAUGCAGGUUAUCGCUUGAUAGAUACUGCCGCUACAUAUCAAAAUGAAGAGGCAAUUGGUGAAACCCUCAAAGAAAUGGUACAAAUUGGAAAAAUUACUCGCGGUGAACUUUUCAUCACCACCAAG
Messenger RNA from Ostertagia ostertagi, 243 nucleotides. The record is from the annotation of a GenBank genome assembly. NCBI's taxonomy places the organism in Eukaryota, Metazoa, Nematoda, Chromadorea, Rhabditida, Trichostrongylidae.